Messenger RNA from Penicillium manginii, 945 nucleotides. RefSeq lists its product as uncharacterized. Gene Ontology annotation, biological process: regulation of transcription by RNA polymerase II. Gene Ontology annotation, cellular component: mediator complex. Lineage: Eukaryota; Fungi; Ascomycota; Eurotiomycetes; Eurotiales; Aspergillaceae. The transcript has 2 exons. Gene Ontology annotation, molecular function: transcription coregulator activity. The record is from RefSeq and is a predicted model, not a curated record. Bases 1 to 945 code for a protein of 314 amino acids.
AUGCCAAUCACAGGGGUCUACUUCAUCCCAGCACACCCAAACGCCUCAACAGCCCUGGGAAACAUAACAGAACGUCUCCGCUCGUCCUUCCCAGAUGAAGACCUCAUCCAACUAGGCCGGUGGACACUAGAGCAGAAGCUCAUGCGUGACACACCAGGUCUAUUACCCGCGUCCUCGGGUCCAAACCAGCGCCCCUCAAAGCCACGGUAUAUGCAAUUUCUCUCACUGAGCCAUUACCACAAUCACGGCUUUAUAUAUACCUCCGAGCCAGCAGAGCAACCGUUCAACAUACCUAACGCCUCUUCGCCCUCGCCCGCUGCUACUCCGGUUGCGCCGGGGAGUGCGAAUGAUAGUACCACGACUAGUAAUACCUCGUCCAUGCUAAUGACAACGGUUCCGCACUCCUCGUACACAACUCUGUUCCAGCAUUUCACCUACGCUUGCCAGCCCUUCUGGUGCCACCGAUUAACCGUCGUCGUUCAGAACGGCGUGUUCUACGAUAUCGGCGAUUUCCGUGUGCGACUGGGCGAUGUGCGACAGACUUAUCCGACGAAUCGUGUUCGGGGGACGGUCGUUGAGAUCGAGUGGCGUGGACCUUCGGUGAUUGAUUCUCUGGAUGGGGCUGUUGUCUCGGAUGUUAAUGGGGAGACAGACUCCGGCGUCGAUGUGUCUUUGUCUGUGCUGGAGGAGAGCGAUGUUGAUGCUGAGUUUGCGGCGACGGCGUUGCUGAUUCGCGAGUUUUGGGGCCGGGUUGGGGUUGAGGGGGCUAGAGAGGCGAUUCUUGUUCCUGGCAUUGGGAGUGAAGUCAAGGAGCGAUUGGUGAAGAUCAAGGGCGCGAGGAAUAAUCGGGGUGGACUUUCUGGUUCCGCUGAAGAUAAUCCUGAUCCACAGGCUGGGGCCGAUGUGGCGAGGCAGUAUAUGGAGGUUUUACGGUUCAACCGGUGA